AUGGAGGCGUGGAGCGGCGGCGGCGGCGUGGGGAGGGCCGGUGAAGGGGACAACGGCGGGGGCGGGGGCUUGCGGGCGACGCAGGGUGGAGGCCCAUGGGGUCCCUCCAGUUCGUGUUCUCGCUCGAUCUCGGUGGUAUUUCUUGAUCCCCGCUCCGCAGCGGCCACAGUUCGCUCUCGGUUGCCUCACCCGCCGAUUCGGCCCGCCGCGCGCUUGGAGACGGAAUCAAGAAAUAGAGGCUGCAUCGAGAUGGAAUCGGAACAUAUACUGGUGCGGGCAGCCGGUGCCGGUGGCGCCUUCCCGGCGCACUGCAACUGGACCGGCGUGGCCUGCGACGGCGCCAGCCACGUCACGUCCAUCCAGCUCCUGGAGACCGGGCUCCGGGGCACGCUCACAUCGUUCCUUGGCAACAUCUCGACGCUGCAGGUCCUCGACCUGACAUCGAACCGCUUCGGUGGUGCCGUGCCGCCGCAGCUCGGCCGCCUCGGCGAGCUCGAGCAGCUCGUACUGUACGACAACAACUUCACCGACGGCAUCCCGCCGGAGCUCGGCGACCCGAGGAGCCUGCAGCUACUGGACCUCGGCAACAACACGCUCCACAGCGGCAUCCCCGGCCGCCUCUGCAACUGCUCGGUGAUGUGGGCGUUUGGCGCGGUGAACAACAACCUCACCGGCGCGCUUCCUGACUGCAUUGGCGAUUUGUCCAACCUCAGAUUUCUGGUGCUCUUCAACAACGGUCUCGACGGCGACCUGCCGCCAUCCUUCGCGAAGCUCACGCAGAUGGAGGCGCUGGACCUCAGUUCCGGUGCCACAUAUUUUUCUGUCAGCAAAAGCUCCCUCGUCGAAUUUCUGGUUUUCCGCUGUUUAGAUUUCUGGCUUCUGCUCUUGGAGCUUGAUCUGGCAGCUCUGCUCUGUGCCUUUGCUCAAAAGCUCUUGAAGCUUCACUUCUGA
Messenger RNA from Setaria italica (foxtail millet), 951 nucleotides. Its product is annotated as probable inactive leucine-rich repeat receptor kinase XIAO. The transcript has a single exon. The record is from RefSeq and is a predicted model, not a curated record. Bases 1 to 951 code for a protein of 316 amino acids. Gene Ontology annotation, molecular function: protein binding. NCBI's taxonomy places the organism in Eukaryota, Viridiplantae, Streptophyta, Magnoliopsida, Poales, Poaceae.